This is a messenger RNA of Anopheles maculipalpis, 4577 nucleotides long. RefSeq names its product telomerase-binding protein EST1A (gene Smg6). Gene Ontology annotation, cellular component: telomerase holoenzyme complex. Gene Ontology annotation, molecular function: telomeric repeat DNA binding; protein binding; telomerase RNA binding. The record is from RefSeq and is a predicted model, not a curated record. Gene Ontology annotation, biological process: nuclear-transcribed mRNA catabolic process, nonsense-mediated decay. The coding region runs from base 1 to 4569 and encodes 1522 amino acids. The transcript has 16 exons. Lineage: Eukaryota; Metazoa; Arthropoda; Insecta; Diptera; Culicidae.
AUGAAAAAUGCUAUCGCACCAAAGGCAGCCAUGUCUUCUAGUGCUACUUCCGGCUCGUCACGAAGCAAUAAACGCCAGCAGCAGAUUUACAGUCCCGGUAGUGGACCGUUACGGAAAACCGAGCCCACAUCUAGCAACCGAACGAACAAUCAAGACCAACCAGAUGAGCUGCCCGUGUCCUCGCGCUGGACAAACGAAGGGUCCGAUGAUGUAGCGGGCGGGUCAAAUCGGGACAGGCCCACCGGUGAGAUGGACUCAAGCGUAUCUGGUGCUCGGCCUGGCGGUAGCGGUAAUUGGCGCUUCGAGGGACAACCAAGCCAAGCUAACAAUCAUUCGCCACGUGAGGAAAUCAAUCCGAGGCCCUUUUCAGCUAGCAACGCUCCGAUCAACAAUCGAACUGACCGAAUGCAGCGCGAUUCGCGUAGCGUUGAGCCCCGUUUUGUUAGCAGCUCGAAAAAAUCGUCGAUACCCUCGCUGGCCCAUCUGGAGAAUUUGGCACCUAGAUUGCAGAAGAAAACCCUGCAAGAUCUCGGCCUGCCGCUGAACUAUCUCGAGCUAAAGCGAGCGGAAUACCAGGCGAUGUCUCAGACGCUGCCGAAUCGUCACAGCUCACGACAAAAUCGUGGCCGAGUCCGUUAUCCGGGCGGUGGGCCUGUCGGUGGAAAUAGUGCCUCUUACUCAAAUACGUACAGUGCUGGACGGUCCGUCCAGCACUGCUGGACAGAAUACUAUCCCCGUCCCAGAAGCCGUUCGUCGGAAGUUGAUACGGCACCGGAGCAAGGAUACGCCCCAAAGAGGGGACAGAACAAUAGGGACCGAAGACUGGACACUGGCUCGAGCAGUAGAAAUUCAAGCUGUGAACGAAAAGACCGCACAAGAGGAUAUGGCGGUGAUUCAAAUAGGAUUGGGACUCGCUACAGACAGUACUCGACUGACAGUAGCUUGGCACUGCAGGAUAGGCUCAGCAUCGAAGAACUCAGCGUCGCGGCUAAUGAUUCCGUUCUGCAGUCGAAGUCCACCCGGCGAAAUGAUUCAUCGGGCUGGGUGGAAGAUGAAGGAUUGGAUUGGAGUUCAACAGCCGAAUACAGCACCGGUAGACGGUGGCAGGGAAAUGUAGAUAUGGAACUAGCACCGCCACCAUCUGGUAAACCAAUACCAUCCGGUAAUAGUUAUCGGCCCAGGCAAAGGAAUCGAAGUAACUCUCGAUCAAGAACUGAUUAUUACGACGAUUUUAAAUUGUCGUAUCCAUCGCAGCGCGGACUGAACCGAAGCCGACGAAAUUCUCAAUCAUCCAGCGUUAGCCAUGAAAAUAGCUCCGAGUGUGUCUAUUCGCUUGGUGGUGGUGGUGGUGGUGGUGGUAAUCGGCGAGGACAUUACCGUGAUGCUAGCAGCGACCGCAACUAUGAUACGAGCGGGCGCUUUCGCCGAAAUUCUUCGCGCGAUCGAUAUGCCAACCGCAGCCGCGAUAGCAGUUUAAAGCGCGAAGACCGACAACGCGAUGAAGGCGAUAAUUGGCGCUGUACGAAUGUAAACGGGAAGCGAUCCUCGAUUGAUAAAACUGACCAGGCGAUAGCGGAAAUGACAAAACAGUUCGAAAGCUCAAUCGGCAUCCAGAAGGCGCCCGGUGUAUUAGUCAUCCCCGCCAGACUGCCGUCGAAUAAUCCAGAUGCCCCGGAUCCGAACACUAGCGGUAGCCGGGUGGCAACGAAACUGCUGUACGAUCCGAAAAACCCAUCGCAACCGAUUGUCGUGACAAGCACGGCAGCUAGACCACAGCCGCGCGAAAGCUUUAGGCGUGUUGAGCCGAGCGGCACGUUUAGUUACAACCACAAAACAUCGGGCGGUCCGGCCUGGUACGAUCCAGGUGCACAGCAGGCAAAGUUAUUGCGCCACAAGGAGCUAGUCUAUCAGGUGGCGGAUGCGCACGGGCAGCUGCACGAGCUUAUUGAGGGUGGCAACCUGUUCAACGAAUGGGAGCAGUACACGCUCAUUCGGCACCGGUUGCAAAAGCUGCUAGAAACGUUCUUGCUCAAAGACAUGCGGUUCGCGCAGGAUGUAAAUUUGGAGCAUCAUUUCUGGAAGCUGCUGUUUUACGGUAUCAUUGAGCAGCUGCGCAAACUGCUGAUUGAAACACAGGACGAGCAGCGGAAGCGUUUCCUGCAGGAACGUGCGCUCGAGGUAGUGGAAGGUGGUACGCAAUGCUUUGAACAUCUCUUGCAACUGCUCGAGCAAGAGUAUCGCUUCAAACUGGACCAUUUUAUCGGUGCAAAUGCUGCGUCCAGUGUGAAAGGGUUACGCUACGCACUGGCGCUCGUGUCGGCGCAGAAACUGUUCAUACAUUUGGGCGAUCUAGCCAGGUACCGGGAACAGAUUACGGAAGGUCACAACUUCCGCAAGGCUAAGCAGUGGUACGUCAAAGCGCAGCAAAUCCUGCCGAAAAAUGGAAUGCCGUACAAUCAGCUGGCGUUGCUAUCGGUGUACGAGAAGCGUAAAAUUGAUGCUGUGUACUUCUAUAUGCGCAGCCUGAUGUCGUCGAAUCCGAUCGAAUCGGCGCGGGAGAGUCUAAUGGAUUUGUUCAACGAAACGAAGAAAAAGUACGAAAACAACCAACGAAAGCGGGAAGAAAAAUUACGUGCCAAACGCAAGGUAAAGGAGCAAUGCUUUGACGGCAAUUUGCGACGCGAAAUCUGGAUCCACCCGGACGGUGGGUCGCGUUUGCAUCGAACCGGACCGCUUCUUCCGAUUGGCCUUGGCAAUUCUUGUGAUACGAGCGAUGAGGAGGAACUGCACAAUCUUGGCUCUAUCGAGCUGAACAAGCGAUUCAUUACCAGCUUUUUGCAUGUGCUGGGCAAAUUGAUCACAAAAACAGGGAUGGAAUCGUUUACGCAGUGCUGUUACCAGAUGCUGCGUGAGUUUCGAGCGUUGAUGCAGUACUCUCCGAUCGCUGUGACCAGCCAAAGACUGUUGCAGCUAAUGUCGCUCAACAUGUUUGCGAUCGAGAUGACAAAACUAAAAGAUACAUCCAGCAAAAAAGCAACAAGGUCCGAGCUGCAGGAGUGUGCACUCGCAUCCGGUUUGCUGAUGUUUGGCAUUCUGCUCGAGCGACUAAUACGACUGAUACAGGAAGCACUGGACGCAAGCAAUGACAGCGCGAAUGGAGCGCAAAACGUAGUGACCGGUGCGGAGGAAAUACCGAAACUUAUCCUGCCUGAGGACGCCAAAGUGAUACUACCAGCUAUAAAGGUUUGGUCCGAUUGGAUGAUGUCCAAUGCGGAAACCUGGAAUCCACCUCCAUGCUGUGCCGAGUACAAGAUGAGCAAAUCGACGGCCCACGAUCCGUGGUCCGAACUGGCGGUGCUGAUGAACAUGCUCAAGAGUUUGGAUACGAACCGGAGCAUACUGUCGGUAGAGCAAAAGGACGGGUACGAAACAGUGCGACUUCCCGAGGAUAUUAUCCUUGCCGGUUUCACACCGCUCAUGUACUACGAACCGGAGCCAAUUUUUGUGCACCCCGAGUGCGACAUGGAAGAGGCACAAAAUGUGCUACGUAUUCAGAAGUUGCUAUACUUUGGCACUGAUCGUCUAUGCAACUGUGAUCCACCGGUGCUACGCGGGGCAACGGACAAUGGUGCCAAGUUUUACAGCGUUGUAGAGAGUCGAAUAGAAGCGCUGGGCGAUAUGGAUAUGCUGGUGGAGAGCUUUAGCGACGGUGAAGCUGCACCGGCACCGGACGACGAGCACGGUUCGAAGCAGCUCGAUGCUGAAGGAUGGGCAACACCUUCCACCGAGAGUGACGUACGAAGCGGUGGCAGUAGCAACAGUCCCAGCAGCAUCGAAACGCGUAAGCUGUUGCGCCUGAAGGACGAGCUCGAGCGCAAGCAACGCAUGCAGGAAAAACAUAACCAACGGGUGCAGGACAUACUUUCGCAAAGCACGAUCGCAGUCACUAUCGAGGUCCGGCCCCGGUGUCUAGUACCGGACACGAACUGCUUUGUCGAUUACCUGCCCGCCAUCGAGAUGAUCGCCAAAGCGCAUCCACUGUACCAGCUUAUGGUACCAAUCAUUGUGAUUAACGAGCUCGAGGGUCUUUCGAAGGGCGUAAGGCACCUGGUGCCAAAACAACAGCCAUCAGCUGUCAACGAACUGCUGUCACCGGCGUCCAAAACGUUUGCGGUGCCAACUGGCCCGCCGAGUGGUAUGGAUGUGUCCCUCCCUUCCCUGCAGCACGCUGCCAAGGUUGCGGAACUGUCCAAAAAAGCUUUACAUUUCAUCAAGUCACGCAAUGCUGCGCUCAAAUGCGUUACGACGAAGGGAUCAAUACUGAAAACGUCCAACUUCACGGUGGAGGAUGAUGACGGCGACCUCAAGUCCAACGACGAUCGCAUACUGGAAACGGCCCUCAAUCUCUGCCGCCACAGUGUGAAAGAAAAGCAGGUCGGAACUCGCUACUUAACAGUCGACGUCGUGCUGCUAACGACCGAUCGAAACCUGCGCGUUAAAGCCAUAUCGAACGAUCUGCCCGUACGAGAGCUGCCAGACUUUAUCAAGUGGGCAGGACUGAGCGCUUAACGAAUUGU